AUGGCCUCAAUUUCGCAGAUCAUGGAGAACGUCAGCGAGGUCCUAAGUCCUUUGACCUCAGAGUUGCUGAUGUUUGCUUUGGCGGCGUUGGUCUAUAUUCUGGCCAGCCGCUCCCUCACGGUGCCCGUCAAGAAGAAGUCAGGAUCCGAGAAGGACGAGCGAAAGGCUGCGCGGCCACGGCAGCCAUGGAAGAAGGAGAUGGAGGAAACCGCGGAAGUGUAUCACGACAUCCUCCAGUUGGCCAAGGGUGGCGAAGCCUCAAGGGCCCUCAGCGCGAUGAAACGUUUGGAUUCCGCCACAAAGAUGGCGUUGCCGUCGCAAGUCGCCACUAAGGUACUAUUGGCAUUGGCCAAGUCUCCGCAAUGCGAGAGCCUCAAAAAAGACUUUCUGGAGCUUUCUGUCCAUUUCGAUUUGCGCAGCUUCGAGGCGGCCGGCACUGAAGCUUCGCGCUGGCGCAACGUGGCCUGCUGUCGCGAGUUGUACCACCUGGCAGGCCUUGCCUCGGUGCACAAGAGCGAGAAGUUCCUGGUGCUUCUGGUGCGGGGUCACUCCAAUGAUCACAAAGCCAUGCAUUCGAUUGUGGAAGACAUUUUGGCGGAAGGUGCAUCGAACCUAAGUCGACCCUUCUUGGACUCCUUGGUGACUCAGUGCUUUGGUGCCAAGAACCAAGACACCGCCAAGAUCAUCCAGGAGCAUGAGAACUCGAUGGGCAUGGACACGAAUCGCCAGGCGCGAAUCAUCAGCAGCUUCGGAAAGGAAGGGAACCUGGAUGCUGCCGUCUCAGCCUUUCAAAAAUGGAAAGAUUCGGGCGCGGCCCCCACGGUUGUUGUCUACAACUGCCUGCUCGACGCCUGCAUUGAGUGCAAAGCUCUGCCCAGGGCCCUGAAGAUCUUUGAGGAAAUGAAGGAGCAAUCCCUGGCAGAUGUUGUCAGCUACAACACCAUCAUGAAAGGUCACUUGAUGAGCCACGACACCGGCUCUGCGGAGCAGGUCUUCAUGCAGAUGCACCAAGCGGGUUUGACCGCCAGCCGAGUGACCUAUCACGGCCUGCUCAACGCCAUGGUGAGCAAAGGUGAUCGCACCGGCGCGUGGCGAAUUGUGACCGAGAUGAAGAGUCAAGGUAUCGGCGCCAGCAGCAUCACCUGUAGCAUCCUCUUGAAAAGCAUCACUGGUCGCUCGCAGGGCGCUGAACUCUCAACGAUUUUGUCACUACUGGAGGAGUCUGACAUACAGAUGGACGAGGUGUUGUUCGGAGGCUUUGCAGACGCCUGCAUCCGAUCCGGAAAUCUCAAGAUCUUGUGGAAGCAAUACCAACAGCUCUUGAAAACAGGACAGCCUGUGCAGGUCUCUGGCCCCACCUAUGGCAAUAUGAUCAAGGCCUUCGGUCAAGUGCAAGACGUUCAGAGCGUUCAGCAGCUCUGGAAGCACAUGUGCGAGCAACACGUGAAGCUCACAGCAGUCACCUUGGGUUGCAUGGUGGAGGCUUUGGUGAGCAACAACCAUGUCUCAGAGGCUUGGAAAAUCGUCAACGAUGCAUGGUCCAGUGAGGAUCAGAGAGAACUGCUGAACACCGUGAUCUACUCCACCAUCGUCAAGGGCUUCACUAUGUCUCGCCAGCACGACCAGGUGAUCGCCGUUUUCAAGGAGAUGAAGGAGCGUGGUAUUGCGUGCAACACCGUCACCUACAACACAAUGUUGAACGGACUCGCACGUUGUGGAAUGAUGCACGAGGUGCCAGAACUACUGAAGGGCAUGCGAGACAGCGAUCCACCUGUGCAGCCGGAUAUCAUCACAUACUCCACCAUCGUCAAGGGCUACUGCAUCGCUGGAGAUGUGGACCGCGCCUUCGCCCUCUUGGACGAGAUGAAGAAGUUGGGGAAUGUGAAACCCGAUGAGGUGCUUUACAACAGCCUCCUGGAUGGUUGCGCCAAGCAGUCGAGGGUGGAAGAGGCCUUGAAACUGUUGGAAGAAAUGAAGCAGGAAGGCGUGGUUCCGUCCAACUACACCCUCAGCAUUCUCUGCAAGCUCCUGGGUCGCGGAAGGCACCUUGAACAAGCCUUUGAGAUCGUGAAGACCUUUACUGAAGAGUAUGGCUUCAAAGCAAAUAUCCAGGUCUACACCUGCCUCAUGCAGGCGUGCAUCCACAAUCGCCAGUGCCAACGAGCCGUGUCUCUGCACGACCAGGUUGUGAAGGAUGGCGUUUGCGUGCCAGACGCCAAGACCUACACGGUCUUGCUGCGAGGAUGUCUCCAAGCAGGUCUGGUGGACAAGGCGUUAGCGGUAACGCGCUGCGCCUAUCAUUUGCCCUGA
Messenger RNA from Cladocopium goreaui, 2310 nucleotides. The record is from the annotation of a GenBank genome assembly. NCBI's taxonomy places the organism in Eukaryota, Dinophyceae, Suessiales, Symbiodiniaceae.